AUGGAGGAGAAUAGUGCUGUCACCGUGAAAUGGACAUCCCGUGUAGAGUUUGGUGUGGCGUUACUGGGAUAUUCCAUUGGUAUGCCGGAGUUCUGGAGAGUACCGUACCUUACGUACAGGAACGGAGGAGGUCCUUUCGUAAUCGUCUACAGCCUCCUGAUGCUGGUGUGCGGAUUUCCACUGUACUUCCUAGAACUAGCGCUGUCUCAGUAUUCUGGAAAAGGACCGUGGAGAUUUUGGGACAUUUGUCCGAUAUUGAGAGGAAUAGGCAUCGCUAUAGCAGUGAUAAAUUGUAUUUCUGGUAUUAAUACAGUCAUCCUAGAGGUCUGGGCAUUGGAGUAUUUCAUUAACUCGUUUACAGCAGUCCUGCCAUGGACUAACUGUGACAAUGACUGGAAUACCCCGGCGUGUUACAGGGAGGAUUCUAAUAUGGGUUCGGGAAACAUAUCCUUAUACAACUCAAGUUUAGAAAAUUACACAUUCAUGAACCUAACCUCCGAGACGGUAAAACUUGUAAAGAACGAGACCGUAUACCAUCCGGUGGAUUCCGUGGAAGAAUUCUGGCUAUAUCACAUCUUGAGGAUAUCUGAAGGAAUUAACGUCCUUGGAACAAUCAGUGUUGUAUUCGUGGCUUACCUGUUCCUAAUGCGACUAAUUGCCGCCAUCACUAUUGUGAAAAGUGUCGCCAGUUUGGGCAAGGUAUUGUAUAUAACAGCACUUCUACCUGUGCUUCUAGUCUUAGCGAUUUGGAUCCGAGCUUUGACAUUACCAGGAGCUUCAAAAGGGCUGCUGUAUUUUGUAUCGGCUGACUUCAGAAGGUUUGCUGACCCACAGUUGUGGAUAGAGGCCUCAUUUCAGACAUUUUUAACUCUGGGUCCAGGCUGGGGAGGACUUAUGAUGAUGGGAGCACACAACAAAUUCCGGACAAAUGUAUUACGAUCGUCGAUACUAUCAACAACGGCGACCUUGACCUUCGGAAUAAUCAAUGGCCUCGUGGUGUUUUCCGUACUUGGUGUAAUGUCAGAGGAGAUUGGUGUGCCAAUCGCAGAUAUGAUGACCUCAGGCGAUACUUACAGAACCAUUUCUGAUGAUCUUAGAGGAAAUAUUCCCGAAACUAUUGAAAAAUCGAAGGAUCACUCUGUUGGCUGUUGUCAGUUUUGUGAUGUUUCUUCUAAGCUUGCCGCUCGCUACACAGGUACACACAGGGUAGAUCGUGAUGUCCGCCUGUUGCUCAGCCGACCACUUCCUUCCAUUGUCCGUAUAAGAAGAGCAAAAUUCCUGUGA
Molecule: messenger RNA, 1284 nt
Organism: Pecten maximus
Lineage: Eukaryota; Metazoa; Mollusca; Bivalvia; Pectinida; Pectinidae
Product: sodium- and chloride-dependent betaine transporter-like
Exons: 11
Coding region: 1-1284 (427 amino acids)
Biological process (GO): sodium ion transmembrane transport
Cellular component (GO): membrane
Source: RefSeq, a predicted model, not a curated record